Sipha flava (yellow sugarcane aphid) is the source of this 1495-nucleotide messenger RNA. Its product is annotated as protein Tob1-like. The coding region runs from base 569 to 1375 and encodes 268 amino acids. The transcript is spliced from 2 exons. Lineage: Eukaryota; Metazoa; Arthropoda; Insecta; Hemiptera; Aphididae. Gene Ontology annotation, biological process: negative regulation of cell population proliferation; negative regulation of mitotic cell cycle. The record is from RefSeq and is a predicted model, not a curated record. Gene Ontology annotation, cellular component: nucleus; cytoplasm.
CCACCACCGGUCCACGGUCGCCGUCGCCGCCGCCGCCGCCGCCGCCGCCGCCACGACUCGCCGAAAAACACUUCGCUGAUGUGCGUGCGUGCACCACACGCCGUACGCUUGCCGCAGUGGUCGCUCAUCGCCGUCGUCGCGUUCAGUUUUACGCCGAUCGUCCUCUAGUGUACACGUAGCUCGCUGUUCGCAGCUCUCGACCUCUGUGUGUGUGUGUGUGUAUGUGUGUGAGUCUGUCUACUCUUUCUCUGUCAUCCUGUCUCUCUCUCUCUCUCUCUCUCUCUCUCUCAUUUUCUCUCUAUCACUCUCACACAUAAGCUGCCUGUCGUCCGUCCGUGUCAUUCGUCAAAAUAUUACAAACCGGAAAAAAAAUAACAAAAAAAACCACUCUUCGUCUCCUAUAUUUCCGACGCGUUCCGCGAGACGAAGAAUAAAACUCGAUUUUAUCUCGUUUUCUCAAAACUUUUCGACAAGCACGGACGGCGGCGAGCGUUCCGCCGACGUUUUCCACUGCACCAACAACUACCGACAGACACCAGUCAGACCGUCGACCGAAUUUUUCAAUCCAAUGAUGCAGUUGGAGCUGGAGUCAGCCGUGAAGUUCAUUAUCUCGAUGUUGCGGGCCGGCCAUCGGGCAAGGCUGGUGCGCAGCAAGGGCGAUAAGUUCUUCCUGGAGCCGGAGAUCGAGAUGCUGCAAGUGUCGCUGAUGUCGGUGAUGAGCCACCAGUACAAGGACUUCUGGUUCCCGGACUCACCGAAUCGCGGUUCCGCGUACAGAUGCAUCAGGAUCAACAAGGACAAAAUGGACCCGGUGAUCGCCAAGGCGGCAGCCACGUGCGGCCUGUCGUGCAACCUGAUACGCACAUAUUUGCCGGACGAGCUAACGCUGUGGGUGGACCCGGCCGAGGUUUCGUACAGGAUCGGCGAAGAGGAUGGUAGCAUUUGCGUGCUGUACGAGGGCCCGAUGACCGAGACCGCGGCCGAGCCGUCUCGGUACGAACCGACGUCCUCGUCGUCGUCGUCCGUGUCCACGUCUCCGGGAUCUUCGGCAUCUUCUUCGCCGCCGUACGGUCAUCAACACCUCCUGUUGCGCCAACAGCAACAGCAACAACAGCAACAGCAACAACAACAACAACAGCAGCAGCAUCAACAGCAACAGCAACAACAACAGCAACAACAACAGCAGCAACAGCAACAACAGCAGCAACAACAGAUGGUGGCUUCAGCAUCAGUCGAUGUCGGUGGUUCGUAUUCCAACUAUACUUCACCGGUGAAGCAGUCGAACGUGAUCACGUUCGUGCCCCCUACAUACGGAUCUCCUGUACAGUUCGUACAUUCCCCUUAUCAGUCGUAUCCCACUUAUAUAUCCAGUUAAAUUUAGAGAAAACGUAUUCACACUGAUUCAAAAGAAAAUCGCUUGUAUGAAAUAUAUACUACACAUAAUAUACAUUAUAUUGAUGUGUUAAUUAAAAAUGAAAAAAAGAAAAAAAAAUAA